CCAAAACAAAUCAUGUCGAAAAUUAUUUUAUUCACAAUCCUGCUCAGUGCCAUAGCGUUUGAAACGAAUUGUUAUAAACACAGUCGUGUUGUAGAUAACAUCUUUGCAAAUAUUCUUUUAAAAUCGAGUAACUUAAUUCAGGAUAGUCCGCAACGAAGUUUGGAGUGCUUCGCAAUUUAUAUUCCUAAAAUCAAUGAGUUAACAGCUAAAUACGAGCUCGAAUAUGAAACUUGUUUAAAAAGUUCAGCCAAUGCUCGCAGUGUUAUUGACAAAGAAGUGGAAGGUGAUCGUAAGGAUUUGGAAUCGUCUGCAACUGAUAUCUGUGGUGCUUUAGAAAAAUGUGCUCAACAGAAUUCUUCAUAUGAAUUCUUUGAAUGUCAAUACGGUGUGGCUGGAGAAUCAUUGAACAGCACAAGAUAUAUUCAAAAUGUUUCGAAGGAUAAAAUGGAAUAUAUAAAAUUUAAAUUUGAAACUAUUGAAUACGAUCAAAAUCGCUGUACGGAUGAAUGUUCCCGUGUUUAUGUGGAAGAGACUACAAAGACUUAUAGUGAUUUGGACAAAUGUUUAGCUGGUACUGCCGUGGAUUCAAAACCACAAGAGAAACCACAACCAGUAGAAACCACUACUGUUGUCACUGAAACUACUACAGAGCAAGAAGAUUAUUAAUUUUUAUUUAACUAAGAAAAAAUGAUUUUUAAUGUUCAAUAUAUAAAUAAUGGUUGUUCGUUC
This is a messenger RNA of Lucilia cuprina (Australian sheep blowfly), 729 nucleotides long. Its product is annotated as protein TsetseEP-like. The transcript is spliced from 2 exons. NCBI's taxonomy places the organism in Eukaryota, Metazoa, Arthropoda, Insecta, Diptera, Calliphoridae. The coding region runs from base 13 to 666 and encodes 217 amino acids. The record is from RefSeq and is a predicted model, not a curated record.